AUUUUUCAAUCAUGUGAUAUUUUUAUAACAUUGCUUUUAGUUGAAUCAUUAUCAUUUAUUAAAAAAAUAAGUUUUUAUGACUUAGAAAAAACUAUAGUUAAGUACUAGGACAUUUAAAUUCGGCCACUAGGACAGUCAUUUUUCAUUAGCUAUGUACUGGGACAAACAUACCUUUUAGAAUUUUAUAUUUUUUUUCGCUCAAUCCUACAUAAUCAAUCAUUUAUACAGUUGCAAUUGAUUGAGAAAACUUCAAUCUUCUCAAAUUCACUGUAAUUUCUCAUAAAACAAUAAUAUUUCGCAUCAUAUUUGUCAUAUACGGUCCCAUUGACCUUAGCUGGUUAUUUAUUGGUACAUUUACCUUACACAGUUAUUAUACGCUUUUUAAUCUCAAAGUAACAUUUGUGUCCAGAUUGUAUUUUGCAUUAGUCCAUUUUUGGAAAAAUAAAAUAAUAAUUUGAUAUUAUCUUGAAAGAGAAUCUAUCUCGAAUAAUGAUAGUGUACGUUAAGUGAAUAGAGGAGAGAUAAUUAUGUACUGUAGAGUAUAAUUAAUAAUAAUUAUUACCUUUCUUGUGACAAUUUGACAUCGUUGCUCUUCAAUAAAUAACUACUGAAAGUAGUUUAUAUAACUUGUUUUAAAGAUUGCCAGACCAUUUAAAGCAUUUGUAACUCUUAUGAAUUUAUUUAUUUACUUUCUACGAAUUAUUUAUUUUUUACUUUCUCCAAAUAUCUAUUCUUGACCUUCCUUUACUUCCCAAGUUUUUUUAUUCAGCAUAUUAAUCCUUAAUAUUUGUGAAUCUUGAAUAAUAUUUUUUUUCUACUUUUUAAUAUAGUUUUUGUUAUACGUAUAUAGAUUAAAUUAUUGUGAGUUAAUGACUAAAAUACGAAAAUUCUAGCAUAAUCACAUUUUGUAUAGGUAUUAAAAAAAUUGUAUUUAUAAUUAUGAGCUGAGAGUGAUUUAACUUAAAGCAUGUGUACAGUGCUAUAUUAUAAUUAUUAUAAUUAUUAUAAUAUAUUAGGUUAACCGAGUAAGUUUGCGCAAAUAUUUUUAAUAAAAUUUAAAUAUAAAACUUUGUAUUAAGAACUAAUACAAAGUUUUAUUUUCAAAUUCUGUUAAAAAAGUCUUCACGGAUUUUCCAGUCUUCCCAAUGGAAUUAAAUAAAAAUAUAAAGAUAAACGUAAAAUAAAAAAAGGUAAAAAUAAAAAAAAAUUAUAUGAUUAUUAGAUUGAACAGAAAGAACAUGGGAAACGUAGACCGUGGAUUGCGUAUUGCGAUGUAGCAGAAGUUUUCAAUUUACCAAAGAAACGAUUACUCUGCAACGUAAGAAGUAAAUUAAUCUUGUUUCUUGAUAAAUUUAGAAAAAUAGUAAUCCACAUAAGUUCGUGCACGUAACAUCGUUCUAUUAAGUCUUCUCUAUCCUGUAAUUUGUUAUAAAUAAAAAGAAAUACAUUCUAUACAAUUAUACAUACACAUAUAUUUAUCACAUGAAAUUACACACCUAUUUCAACUGGAUAAUCUCGAAUGCACACAGUUACGUCGUAUGAAUCAGUUAUAGGCGUUUUUUCGUACACGCGUCCCGAUAUCUUUGUGAUUAGCAACGAUAGAAGCACAUCGCAUCAUCGCAAACUACACUUCUCGACAUGACUCUCGAUUCUCAGCGUUUAUUAUUUUGAGGAAUUUAUUGCGGUCAAGGAAAUCCCUUUUACAAGAAAAUUCGGAGUGGUACGUGAACAGAGAACACGUCGGCACCACUCGAAGCAUCAUCUUCGCUAAAACAAAUGUUAACGACUCCCUCGACGCGUGCGAUGGAAGAUACCGGUGACGAAUGCAAACCGGUUCUCGCCUAGUAGUAUUUCACUGUCUGCUUUUGCGAUAAUACACGCAUCAUCACCUAUAGGGUGGGAUACAAACGUUUACGAACGGAAAGAAAGAACAAAAUGUCUACAAUAAAAUUCUACAAUUUCUAAUUACCAUCGCUCUCUUCGUUCUCGUAGAUGACGUAUAAAGUCUAUUGUGUGCGAUCUAGCAAGACUCUUCCUUCGUUCCCAUAUUAUCGAUUGAAAUUAUCGAUCAUUUUAUGAGCUAAACUUUGUGUAUACAGUCUCGAUCGUAUCAUCCAGUCAACAAAUAACAUCUGAUGUCAUUUUUGAAAUUUUCGUUGUUCAGCCGCUCCGUACAAAUCUAUUUUUAAUUUUUACAGUCUUCUCCCAAAGAUUUAAUGAUUUUCCAUCGGGCGAUUAGAUAUCUAAACAAUCUCUCUUUCUCUCUGAAAUUUACGCGUCUAAAUUUACGUUACCGCCGGAUUUACGUUGCUCCACGUUACUUCCCAUAGAAGUUCUUUUUCGACGAAGCUUUUUUCGUAUCGCCCUAUAUACACGAGUCCGCAGCAGGUAGGCUGCUCAUGCUUUUCUCAUGCCGUGAACGACCAUCGUCCGGUAGUCUCGCCUCGUUGCUCGCGCGAGUAUACGCGCCUCCUGAGCCCUCUUCGCGUCCGUUUCGGGUUUCUCUAAACCGCUGUGAUACCGAACAGUGCCGGCUUUAUCGUGCCACAGUUCAGAUAGCCAUAAGUAAACCGUAAUCGUCGAUGAUAACAGUGCUAUAUCUGAUCCGAACGGAGUUUUCGUGUCUCGAUGAUUCGCUAGAAAGAAAGAAAUGCGUUACUUUCCUUCCUGUAUUCCGUUUUCCUCGAUAGAUCCUCCUCUUUCCUGAUGCGGCAGCAAUUAUACGUGCGUCAAUAAGUACGGUGACGACGUCCUAAAUCUUGUUCUUUUACAUCCUCAUGUGUCACCCGACGCAUGCCUAUUUUUUCAAAUAGUCCCGAUCAAGUCAGAUUGAGUCAUGAGAUAGAGAUUAUCGGUUUGUCACAUGUAUAAUAAUGGUAGAAUAUUGUUCGAUAAUAUUACGUCGAAAGCAGGAACAUACUUAUCAUAUUUCUUUCUGGAGCGUCAUCGUGUUUUCUUUCUCUCUUUUCUCUUCAUCAUUCUUGCGGUAAUUUCGUGAGUAACCAAGCUUCCGUGUGACGAUAACGUUGAGAGGCGGCGACGAUAAUCAUUUCAAGUUGCCAGCUUCACUAAUUAGUACAGAAUGAAAGGACAAUUGAGAACGACGUUGUUCCUUGUGCUUCGCGUGAUUGUAGCCGUUGUUUUCGCAAACGGCCAGAUGGAGGAAGAGUCAAAGAGAUCAGGGCAAGAAAGUUUUAUCACCUCUCACGUUUACCUGGAGACGACUACUGACAGCAUCGACGAUGACUCUGAAAAGCCGUACAUAUCGCUGUGCUGUCAUAUUGGUACUUUUGUCACCGGGGACAAGUGCGUGGGAAACGCAACGAAUGAAACGGAGACGACGGUCGAAUUGCCGGCGAUCUACGAGGACAAUCUCGUGCCUACAAACAUCACCGCGAACGAUAAGCACUUCCACUUCGAGAUAUGGAAUCCCUGCGCCGGUGGAAACCGAUAUUCCCUGAGUCCGCACGUUUACGAAGACGAGAAGUGGUACCUUUUGCCGAACGGCUCUAUAUUGCGGCCACGGGCCGAGCAGCCGCAGGAUCGUAUCUUGAACUACAGCCAAUAUUGCUUGGCGCGGGCGAGAAGCGAAGAAUAUCGGGAUUACUUGGUGUUCUUCUGCGAAGAAGCUUAUCCUGAAGACGACAGCGGCGGGGUCGUGUACUCUUACGGCAUGCUUGCCUCCGUGUCGUUCCUGACCGCUACGUACGUCGUCUAUUGGCUGUUGCCCGAGCUGAGGAACUUGCAUGGCCUGACACUGCGUGGAUACGUCGGCUGUUUGGCAAUGGCAUACGGCAUGCUGGCGGUGGUGCAGUUAACGCCACAGGAACAAAUUCCAUACGUCAUCUGCAUCGCACUCGCUUUCGUCAUCCACUUCUCCUUUCUGGCGAGCUUCUUCUGGCUGAAUGUGAUGUGCUUCGACAUUUGGUGGACAUUUGGAGGGUUCCGUUCGUUACAAGGAAGCGUGAAGCAACGAGAGAGAAAAAAAUUCAUGAUAUAUUCGAUUUAUGCGUGGGGAAGCGCUUCAAUUCUCACCAUUAUAUGUGCCAUCAUGGAUUUCGUCCCCAGCGUGCCGAAAGGCCUAAUUCGACCGGAAUUUGGCGCUGAAAGAUGUUGGUUCACCACGGACACGGCGAAAGCGUUGUACUUUUACGGGCCCAUGGGCGUCACUGUUGUCUGCAACAUUUGUUUAUUCAUUUCGACGGCGUUGAAAAUCGUGCGCCAUAAAAAGGACACGGCACAUCAUUUGAGAAGCUCCGAGAGCAGACGCCACGAUGACAACAAGCAAUGGUUUAGCUUGUAUCUGAAGCUGUUCAUUGUGAUGGGCAUAAACUGGUCUAUGGAGAUAGUAUCUUGGCUGUUCAAAAGUGCGCCGCAAUACGUCUGGUAUCUGACUGAUCUGACAAAUACCCUGCAGGGUCUCAUCAUCUUCAUUAUAUUUGUAUGGAAAGAGAAGAUAAAGCGGUUACUGCUAAAGCGAUUUGGCUGCCAGGGUCGCAAUAUAUUCUUUAGAAACUCAACACGUAGUGGCUACCACAGUUCGGCAUCGCGCACAUGCACUACCACAUCAGGAGUGAUGCCACUACAGGAGAAGAUUAGUUCUCAUCCACAGAUGAACUGCCGUGCGAGAAGUACAUCUGAAGAGGCCGAACCUUAGUGUUACAUUAUUUACAAUGAGAGAAAAACAAAUCUUUUAUUAUAGAUCAAUGGUAUCAGCAAUUGAUCAACGAUUAAUAUAUUCAUCGCUACCCCAAUAGCCAACUCUGUCGAAAACAAAUAUCAUCAGAGUCUGCUACAGAUUUUGUUAGUAGAAACGCUACAGAUUUGACGCAGGUUUUGUCUUUUCUAUACUGUUAGCAACAUAGCAACAGAAACAACAAAAUCUGUGGGCAUAACCAAUCUGCAGCGCACAUUUGCACUAUUUCUGCCGCCAAUCUGCUGUUUUAUUAUGUCAGCAGGAUUUGGCAACAAAACAAAAGCUUAAUGCGGACACAGAUGGCACCGUAUCUGCUGUAUCAUUCUGAUUAAAUUUGUUUCCGAUCUGCUGACAUAUUGUUAACAAUUUGCUUAUUGGGUACAUAUUCAUUACCGAUGACCGGUACUGAGCUUUCCGUUCACGCUAUGAUCGAUGACUGACAAACCAAAUGUUAAAACAUGUGAAUAAUAUAACAAGCAAUUAUUUACAGAUGCAAGAUAAUAAUUAUUUAAUAAUAAAUAGAAGAAUAAUAAAAGCAUUUAUUUAUUAAAAUUAUGGAUAUGCAUCCGCAUAAAAAUGCAAGAGAUUUCAUAGAUACAUAACAUAUAUUAUGAUGAAUCUUAAUAAUCUUUUGGCAUGAACGGAAAGUCAACUAAAUCAUACUUUUGGUGAUGAAUGUGUUAACUACGGUGUCAUGAUUUAAUUAUCGACAUAAAGGAUUUAAUUUUCCAUUGUCCUACAUUAUUGGUUAUAUUUUAGUUGCAACGAUAAUAUCUUAAAAUCUUUACAUGACAAACACUUUUUUUUUCUCUUUUCACCUUUGCGCUUAUAUUUUUAAGAAUUUCUUAAAUUUCCUUUAAAGUCUAGAGAAUAUUACGUAUUAAUUUUUUAUUUUUUUAUAAGUUUUUUUAACGUUGAUAUUGUAAUCUAUCUUCAUUAUUUGUAAUGUAAAUUCCCAUAUUUAUAUGUAGUUGCCAUAAAUUCAUAUAUUAUUUAUAUAUUAAAUAAAUAUAUAUCAUUACUGAAGAAAGAGAGGCUGUAUUCGAAAUGUCGUAGUGACAGGGAAUUUAUGAGUUUAAUUAAUUUAAAUUCAUGAAUUGAAUUUCUUCUCGAUAACUCGAUAUGAUUACUCCUCAAUGAAAACGUCUCACAAUUUCACUUCACCUUGAACGAGACGCUUUCACUGGGUCAUUACCAUAAAACUCAAAAA
Messenger RNA from Ooceraea biroi (clonal raider ant), 5906 nucleotides. RefSeq names its product G-protein coupled receptor Mth2. Gene Ontology annotation, cellular component: plasma membrane. Gene Ontology annotation, molecular function: G protein-coupled peptide receptor activity. NCBI's taxonomy places the organism in Eukaryota, Metazoa, Arthropoda, Insecta, Hymenoptera, Formicidae. Gene Ontology annotation, biological process: G protein-coupled receptor signaling pathway; cell surface receptor signaling pathway. The record is from RefSeq and is a predicted model, not a curated record.